AUACGACACGAAAACUAAAAAAUAUAAAGCGGUAACCGAGGGCAACUGGCGGCCCCUGCAACGUACCACAAGCGAAUCUGAGGAGGCAGUGAGAGGAACCUGGGCUCACCGUCCUCUACCUGCUGUAGGAGACCAACGAACGUGCUUGUGCUCGUAAAAACUGCCGCCAUGGCCUCCGCUCUGAAUGUAGUGAGGCUCAGAUUAGCGAGGAAUAUUUCUCGUUCAAGAUUUCUUGGCAAAUAUCUAUACACCACAUCAGCUGAUCACAACAUUGUGACGUCACCCCUACCUGACGUCGACUGGCCAUCAGGAAAUUUUACUUCACUCAUACUGAACAAAGUUACGAAAUGGGGACAUCACACUGCUACGGAGUGCAGCGUGACGGGCAGGAAGUACACCUACUCCCAGCUGGUGGACGGGGCAUCCAGGUGGGCGGGCAUGUUGACCAAGAUGGGCAUGAAGAAAGGGGAUGUGUUGGCAGUCGUCAUGCCCAACUGCCCUGAAUACCCCAUCGUCGUCUUGGGCACUCUGAUGGCUGGCGUUGUUGUGUCUACAGUGAGUUCCAAUUAUACGGCAGGAGAAAUACAUCGGCAGCUGUUAAACUGUGACGCCAAGAUGCUAAUAUACGACCCUGUCUUGGAGACCAGCGUGGACGGCGCCCUUGCACUGCUCCAGCGACCUCUUCUCGUCGUCACCAACGGUCCUUCCGCUCGCUCCGGGGCCCUCAACCUCCGCCAUGUUUUUGAGGACACCAACAUCGCCUUCAAUGAUCCGGUUGAGCUCUCUGGGGAGGAACUUGCCAUGAUGCCAUACUCCAGCGGAACCACAGGGCCUCCGAAGGGCGUCGCCAUCAGCCACAACGCCUUCGCCUCCAACAUAGUCAUGUAUUCGGUGCCGGCCAGCCUCCCUGUAAAGGAGGCAACAGCUACAAGCCAAGGGGCCUUCAUGUGCCUCCUACCAUGCUACCACAUCACCGGGAUCCUGCUCAUCAGUCUCAUAGGACUCACUAAGGGAAUCAAAGUAGUUACUGUACCCAAGUUUGACCCAAAUACAUUCGUCAGCACCAUCAGCUCACACAAGAUGAGCACCUUGCACCUGGUUCCUCCGCUUCUCAACUUCUUGCUGCAUUCCCCGUCCGUCACUGCAGAGAGCAUGGCCCAUCUGGAACACAUCGUGAUCGGAGCUGCGCCUGUGUCUCCGUCGGCAGCUCAGAGGUUCAAAGAUAAACUGAAGAAACCAAUAUUUUUCCAAGAAGGGUUUGGAAUGACUGAGGCACUGCUCACUCACAUGGUCCCAGUGGGUGUGGAUGAAGUAGGAACAUCCGGUGCUCUGUUGCCAAAUGUGAAGGCGAGGGUGGUGGACACUGUCACUGGGAAAGACCUGAAGGCACACGAGGAUGGAGAAAUGUGGCUCAAGACGCCUUCGAUAAUGCAAGGUUAUUUCAAAAACCCUACUGCCACUGCUGAGACGAUCGAUGCUGAUGGCUGGCUUCACACAGGAGACAUUGGUCACUAUGACGAAAGGGGCUUUUUCAAGAUCGUUGACCGCACAAAGGAACUCAUCAAGGUUAAGGGUCUGCAGGUCUCACCGUCCGAGUUGGAGGACCUGCUUCGUCAGUGUCCAGCUGUGGUAGACGUGGGCGUAGUAGGCGUGCCAGACGACCGGCUGGGAGAAGCACCACGGGCCUACGUCGUCACUUCCAAGAUGGUUUCGGAGGAGUUCAUCCACGGGUUCUUGGAAGACAAGGUGGCUCCUUACAAGAAGCUCGCCGGCGGAGUGCACUUCGUCAAGGAGCUGCCGAAGAACGCAACGGGGAAGCUGCUUCGUCGGGAACUGAAGAAGAUGGUCUCAGAGGACAGUGCUUAGGAAAUGGCUGAGGUCUGCGUGGCGUUUUAAAAAUGUGGAACGUCUGACAAGAACCCUGAUAGAACACGGUCCCCUUUACUCACGCAAAAGCUACAGGAAAGAGAAUACCUGUCAUUGCAGAAUCAGCACUUACUAUUUAUUUGUGAUAUUGUGAUAAUAUAGAGCGUUAAUGAUAUAAAUGUGUAUAUGUAUAUUUUCUAUUAAUUAAUUUUUUGUUACAAAUAAUUAACGUUUAUCUAUGUCAUAUGUAUGGCUUUUUUCAUUUGAGUGCGUGUGUGUGUGUGUGUGUGUGUGUGUGUGUGUGUGUGUGUGCGCGCGCGCACUUUCUUGUGUGUGGAUUUUUGUAUUUAUGACAGUCUGAAUCUGUUAAUUUCUUUUCAUUGUUUUGGUUUUGGUGAAUAUAUUUAUUUCCGUAGAGAAUAUAUCAGAGUUGACAAUAUUUAAAUAAUAAAAGUAAAUGUAUUAUGUAA
Penaeus vannamei (Pacific white shrimp) is the source of this 2336-nucleotide messenger RNA. Its product is annotated as probable 4-coumarate--CoA ligase 1. The record is from RefSeq and is a predicted model, not a curated record. Lineage: Eukaryota; Metazoa; Arthropoda; Malacostraca; Decapoda; Penaeidae. Gene Ontology annotation, molecular function: CoA-ligase activity.